CAGAAAAUAAAGCGACCGAGGCGAGCGAGAGAGGGAGGCAGAGCUGGAUUUGGAGUUCUUUUUCUCGCAAUCAAUCCCACAAUAAAAGAGGAAAAUCUUCGACCCAGUUCUCUCUCGCUCAAAUUGUUUUCAAACAGGGCAUUGAAAUUUCCGGUGGUGGUGCUAUCUUGUUUUGGUAUUCGAGUUUUUCAAGAACAUUUGGGUGGAGGGGUUUCUGGUUUCGCGCUCGGGAUUGAAAUUAAUGUGAAAAAUGAACAGCAGAAGGGAAGAAGAAAGGAACGAGAAGAUUAUAAGGGGUCUUAUGAAACUCCCUCCCAAUCGCCGAUGCAUUAACUGUAACAGCUUGGGGCCUCAGUAUGUGUGCACGAACUUUUGGACGUUUGUCUGUGUUACUUGCAGUGGAAUACACCGAGAGUUCACACAUAGGGUUAAGUCAGUUUCCAUGGCUAAGUUCACUUCUCAAGAAGUGGAUGCUCUUCAAAAAGGUGGAAAUCAGCGUGCAAAGGAAUUAUUUUUGAAGGCCUGGGAUCCAAAUCGGAACAGACUACCAGAUAAUAGCAAUGUUGAUAAACUUCGUCUGUUCAUCAAAAGUGUGUACAUCGACAAAAAGUAUUCUCUGGAAAAGCCAUCUGAUAAGCCUCCAAGAGAUCCACAGAGCUUAAGAAGCCAUCGUGAAGAUGAGACAAGGAGAGCUAGCUCAUAUCAUUCAUACUCCCAAAGCCCUCCAUAUGAUUUUCAAUACGAAGAACGGCAAUAUGGGAAACAUGCUCCUGGACUAACUCGAAGAGUUGGCUCAGAUCAUGGCCUUUAUGGUGGCAAGCUAGCUGGUUUCUUGAGUCCUACUCAUUUAAGCGAUGAUGGGUUUGCAAGUGAAGGGUCCUUCUCCCGAGCCUCGGAUUAUUCUGUUUCUGGUGGAGGUGAUGCUUUCAGAUCUGAUUUUUUUUCUCCUAGCCCCAAUAGAGAUGCUGCUGGAAGCCCGUUUAGUGAUGCUUCAGGAGAGAUGCCGAGCAAAAUUCCACCCCCCCACACAGCUGUACAUGAUUCAACUCGAAAAGGCAGAAGCAAUGAAGGAAGAAAUAGGUCUGCAUCUUCGGAAAGCUUUGCAUCAUUCGAUAGCAGUUCCACCUUCAAAUCUGCGAUUUCUCUGCCUAAAGGUGGUUCUCAUCCUGCUGCAUCCACUGAGGAUGCUCUUCAUAAAUCUUCAUCAUGCCCUUCUUUGCCGCAAUCAUCAUCGUCAGCGAACUUCAUACAGUUGGACCUCUUCAGUGCCCCUUUCGCACCUCAAGAUGUUGCUGGUAGGAAUACACACUCGCCACCAGCAUCAUCAGGUAAUUCCCAAUCUCCACCAGUAGACCUGUUUGCUGUUCCAUCUCAGGAGAAAUCAGAAAUACCACAGUCGCAAACCUUGGACUUGUUUGCUGCACCAUCUAAGCAGCAAUCAAAAUUACCUCAGCCUCCACCAGUGGACUUAUUCGAUACUCUAUCUCUGCAACAUUCGAAAAUGCCACAAACCUCACACUCCCCACAACCUCUGCUGGUAGAUUUGUUUGCGGCUUCUCCACAACAAUCAGAUAAUCCACAACCUCCGUCAGUAGACUUGUUUGCUGCUCCUCAGCCACAAUCGAAUUUAUCUCAACCUGCAUCAUUAGACUUCUUUGCAGCUCCACAGCAACAAUCAUCACAGGCACAAUCACUAACAACCCAACCUCCUCCUUUGGACUCUUUAACUGCUCUCAAUCAGCAACAGUCAGUUGGAUCUCACAGUGGAGAGGCUUCUAAUGUGGCAGUUCCUGGGAAUGGAGGAUGGGCGACAUUUGAUCUGCCGCCGAACAUGAGCAAGGAUACCCAGUAUUCUGUCCCUGCCACAGCGCCAUCUUCUGAUCGAAAUACUUCAGGGACCUUUAAUCCAUUCUCAGAUUACCCAAGUUCAUGUCAAGAUUCUUCUAGUCAUGGAGCAUCUUCAUUGGAGCAUGCUUUUGGACCUGGAAUCCUAAAAACUGCUGAUGUCAGCAGAAGUCAUACUGAUCUCUGGAAUGCAUUUGAAGAUUAUUCUGGAGGACAGAUCAACUCAGGCGUGCUAAAAAGUGAUGAAAAAGCUGCAGUGCCCUGUGUCUCUGAUGCCAAUCAAUCCCUUGGCUUUGGUGGAUAUGAGAUGUUAAAUAACGAUGGUAAUGUAAGAACACCAAGUCAUGUUGAACCACCAGCUGCUAGUGUGCCAUCAUAUGGAAGUACAAUGGCUGGUGCGCAUUCGUUGGUAACUGAUGUUAAACCUACCAAUCCAUUUGAUAUACCCUAUGACUCUGCCAUGGAAUCAAGCAGUAUGUCUCAGUUCUGGGACAUGAGCUCUUUGCAAGCCACUUUGCCAAACACCCAGAUGCCGACUUCAGAUGUUGAUGGGGUAGGAAAUGAAAUGUGGUUUCCCCAAGGUGCAGUGCCAUCCUAUGUACCUGGUGGAGUUUCAUUUGAUCCAUCAAGUGGAUCUUUGGGAUUCAUGGCAGGGCAAGCACCACCUCCUCAGAUACCGAAUGUUCAUCAUGCUCAAGGCCCUGUUGCUACUGCAUCAUCAUCAUCGUCCUCGUCUGCUGGAGGGAACCCUUUUGCAUAGAAUGAUGGAUGAUGAUUCAAAGGCUGUCAUUGCGAAGGUAAGUUCAAUGACGAAAAUUUCUCUCUUUUACUUGGAGGAAAAGGACUGGUUGAGUGACUAUACACAUGUACACAAACAAUAUAAGGACAUAUACUAAAAUCUGUCUGAGCUGAGAAACAUUUAUGGUUGUAGAUUUUGUUGUAUUCAUUCAUCAAUUUGGCUUGGUUGUGUAUAUGUGUGUGUAUUUGAGAGAGAGAGAGAGAGAGAGAGAGAUUAUAUUCAUCAUUUUGACAAAUAGAAAAUCCAGAGAGGAUGAAUGAGAUAUGAUGUUUUAGCCACAUUGGGAAAUAUUACUAAAUAUAUCAUUAUCUGGGCUUUUCCUCUUA
Molecule: messenger RNA, 2970 nt
Organism: Andrographis paniculata
Lineage: Eukaryota; Viridiplantae; Streptophyta; Magnoliopsida; Lamiales; Acanthaceae
Product: probable ADP-ribosylation factor GTPase-activating protein AGD14
Exons: 13
Coding region: 251-2605 (784 amino acids)
Molecular function (GO): GTPase activator activity
Source: RefSeq, a predicted model, not a curated record